Molecule: messenger RNA, 426 nt
Organism: Rhodotorula toruloides NP11
Lineage: Eukaryota; Fungi; Basidiomycota; Microbotryomycetes; Sporidiobolales; Sporidiobolaceae
Product: 60S ribosomal protein l23
Exons: 7
Coding region: 1-426 (141 amino acids)
Biological process (GO): translation
Cellular component (GO): ribosome; cytosolic large ribosomal subunit
Molecular function (GO): structural constituent of ribosome; large ribosomal subunit rRNA binding
Source: RefSeq, a predicted model, not a curated record
AUGGCUGCUGGACGUGGACGCGGCGGCUCGGCCGGCAACAAGUUCCGCAUGACCCUCGCUCUCCCCGUCGGCGCCGUCAUGAACUGCGCCGACAACUCGGGUGCCAAGAACCUCUACGUCAUUGCUGUCACUCGCUCGGGUGCCCGCCUCAACCGUCUCCCGGCUGCUGCUGCUGGUGACAUGUGCAUGUGCACUGUCAAGAAGGGCAAGCCCGACCUCAGGAAGAAGGUCCACCCCGCCAUCGUCGUCCGCCAGCGCAAGGCCUGGCGCCGUCGUGACGGUGUCUUCCUCUACUUCGAGGACAACGCCGGCGUUAUCGUCAACCCCAAGGGUGAGAUGAAGGGUUCGGCCAUCCAAGGCCCCGUCGCGAAGGAGUGCGCCGACCUCUGGCCCCGUAUCGCCUCGAACGCCGGCACCGUCGUCUAA